Messenger RNA from Salvia hispanica, 588 nucleotides. NCBI's taxonomy places the organism in Eukaryota, Viridiplantae, Streptophyta, Magnoliopsida, Lamiales, Lamiaceae. The record is from RefSeq and is a predicted model, not a curated record.
AUGAAUCCCGGCGACUACGAUUUGAGUACAUCGGAUGGCUGCAGAUGGGCCUUGACUCGAGUCUUGUUCGAUGCCGUUAAUGAAGCCAAGGCGGAAUGCUUGGCACAAAUGCAGUGGGAGGAGGCGGCGGCGGUGGCGCGGGUCCCUCGCCCGAUACGACGUCGGACGUAUGUCCCCCGCGAGCACGACGUAGCGCACAAACGUCUGUUCGCAGAUUAUUUUUCCGAUAAUCCAAGGUGGGGCCCAAAUUUUCGGGAAGACGGGAUCGGCGGCAGACCCGGACUUACGCCAUUGCACAAGUGCACGGUUGCGAUCCGCCGGUUUGCCUACGGCACUUGGCGGAUAUGUUCGAACGAGUACCUUCACGUCGGGGAUACAACUGGCCGCGAAUGUCUCAAGAAAUUUUGUAAGUUAGUUGUGGAGGCUUUUGGCGACACAUAUUUGCGAUGCCCGACCGCUGAUGAUUGCCAGAGCCUGAUGCGGAUGCACGAGACGGUGCACGGCUUCCCUGUGAUACUAGGGAGCAUCGAUUUGUAUGCACCGGCAGUGGAAGAACUGCCUGACGGCGUGGAGGGGCCAAUUUACUAG